This is a messenger RNA of Scophthalmus maximus (turbot), 3593 nucleotides long. RefSeq names its product prickle homolog 1a (gene prickle1a). The transcript has 8 exons. Gene Ontology annotation, molecular function: zinc ion binding. NCBI's taxonomy places the organism in Eukaryota, Metazoa, Chordata, Actinopteri, Pleuronectiformes, Scophthalmidae. The record is from RefSeq and is a predicted model, not a curated record. Bases 402 to 2966 code for a protein of 854 amino acids.
UGUGCGCCAGACUGGUCCGGUCUCUCCGCGAUUGGUGGGGGCCGCCUGUUCGAGCCAAUGGGCAGGGCGCACCGCUAAUGUCAUUUCACCGUGACCGCCGAGAGGAGCACCACAGCGCACCGUGCGCCACGGGGAUGACUGAGAUGCGGUGCCAGUGUGGGUGAAGUCAGACCAGGCUCUCUCUCUCUCUCCUCUUCCAUGCAGGCAGUAUUAUCUGGGCUUCCAGCUUAUCGCUCCCUACAGCUCCGGGUUCGGCUCCGCGGCACAGUGGUGCACCCGCCCGGGACUUUUCAUCCAAUGCCAAUGAGACGCAGCGUGAAUCGCCUUUCUCACUUCAGGAAUAUCGGUUGUGGAUACCCGUUUUACUGAGACUGAACGCUUUGGGGUAAAAAGAGACUCUGAUGAGCCUGGCGAGUGCAGCAGUGUCGGCGGUUGGCUUCCCAGGUGGGGCACGCCAGAGAGACUUGAUGAUGGAGCAGAAAGUCAGUAAGCUGACCUCUGGCUUCCAACGCAGCUCCACCUCUGAUGACGACUCAGGCUGUGCGCUGGAGGAGUACGCCUGGGUACCACCUGGCCUUCGGCCUGAGCAGGUCCAGUUAUAUUUCUCCUGUCUGCCUGAUGAUAAGAUCCCCUAUUUCAACAGUCCAGGAGAGAAAUUCAGAAUCAAGCAGCUCCUCUAUCAACUGCCACCACAUGAUAAUGAGGUGCGUUAUUGCCAGUCCCUCAGUGAGGAGGAGAAGAAGGAGCUACAUAUGUUCAGUGUCCAGAGGAAGAAGGAAGCUCUGGGGAGGGGUACAAUAAAACUGCUGCCCCGCAAUCUUCUGAACAGCAUUUGUGAGCAUUGCGGUGAAAACAUCAACGGUGGGGAAAUGGCAGUGUUCGCCUCAAGAGCGGGGCCUGGGCUGUGCUGGCACCCUGCAUGCUUUGCCUGCUCCACAUGUAAAGAACUGCUGGUGGAUUUGAUAUUCUUCUACCAUGAUGGAAAGAUCCACUGUGGAAGGCACCAUGCUGAGCUACUCAAACCACGCUGCUCAGCCUGCGAUGAGAUUAUUUUUGCUGAUGAGUGCACAGAGGCAGAGGGUCGUCACUGGCACAUGAAGCACUUCUCCUGUUUUGAAUGUGAAACAAUCCUGGGGGGGCAGCGCUAUAUCAUGAAAGAUGGCAGACCAUACUGCUGUGGCUGCUUCGAGUCUCUCUAUGCAGAGUACUGUGAGGCUUGUGGAGACCACAUUGGUGUUGAUCAUGCCCAGAUGACCUAUGAUGGGCUUCACUGGCAUGCCACUGAGGGCUGCUUCAGCUGUACCCAGUGUAAGAGCUCUCUACUGGGCUGCCCAUUCCUACCACACCAGGGUAACAUUUACUGCUCUAAGGCCUGCAGUCUUGGGGAAGAUGUACAUGCCUCAGACUCCUCCGACUCUGCCUUCCAGUCAGCACGCUCACGUGAAUCCAGGCGCAGUGUGCGCAUGGGCAAGAGCAGUCGCUCAGCUGAUCAGUGCAGACAGUCACUCCUCUUCUCACCUUCGGUCAACUAUAAGUUCCCUGGCUUCAGUGGAAAUGCUGAUGACACCUUGACCAACAAGCUGGCCCACAUGAACUUAUCCGAUGAGCAUUUCUGGAGAGGACGUGGUGAGGAGACUGAGGCACCUGAGGACCAGGAGGAGGCGUGGGCUGAGCAUGAAGACUACAUGACUCAGCUGCUAUUAAAGUUUGGAGAGCAUGGGGUCUUCCAGCAUGCCAAUGAUUCCAGACCGACAGAUUUCUGGAUUGCAGAAAAGGAUUCAAAAACGAAGCAGGAAUCGUCUAGAGCUGUUGGUGGCACUGGUGGAGGAAGGGGGAGCCUAGCCAGUAAGAAGUACCAGGCUGACAUGUACUGGGCCCAGUCACAGGAUGGGCUAGGGGACUCAGCCUACGGAAGUCACCCGGGCCCGGCAAGCAGUAGGAAGAUCCAGGAGUUGGAGCUGGAUCAUGCGGCUGGAGGAGGCUUCCAGGGAGAGGAGCCACGAUGGUACCAUGACUCUUUGGAGUGUAUCACAGAUGAGUUCAAGAAAACAGAUCAGAGUGUCAGAGACUCCAUGGACUCACUGGCUCUUUCCAAUAUUACAGGGGCCUCAGUAGAUGGUGAUAGUAAAGAUAGACCUUUGGUAUAUUCCCUGCAAGGUUUCCAUGAGCUGGAGACAGAAGACUGUGAUAAAACCAGUAAUAUGGGCACCCUCAACUCCUCUAUGUUACACAGAAGUACAAACUCCCUGAAGAGCCUUGUGUUUGAGCAGGAGGGGGAGGCAGAGGAAAUUGUUCCAGAAGAGGUGACAGCUCUGCCAGUGGACAGUCCCAAACCUCAUGUCCCUGCCCUUAGGAGGACACGCUCACAGUCUAGACCUCAGCAAGUUAAAUUCUCUGAUGAUGUGGUAGACAAUGGCCAUUACUGUGAUCUCCCAGUGCGCCAGCCCCCUAUGAGUGAAAGGACUCGACGGAGAGUGUACAACUUUGAGGAACAGGGCCAAGAACUUCAAUCUGGUCGUCACCAUCACCACCACAGGAGGCGCCGCAGUCGCAAGUCUCGCUCUGACAAUGCUCUUAACCUUCUGCCCAGGGAAAGGGCCCAGAUGUGCUACAGAGUGGACCACAGAGGGAAUACCCAUGGCCCUAAGGGACACCAAGCCAUCCACGGCCAGCCCAGUCCUGCUGCUUUGUCAGACUGUGGGCUACAAGGCCCAGCCAUGGGGAGGUUCUUGGGGCUAUAUGGGGAUGAUGAUGACUGGUGCUCCACAUGCUCUUCUUCUUCCUCUGAUUCUGAGGAAGAGGGCUUUUUCCUGGGUCAACCAAUCCCUCAGCCCAGACCCCAUAGACACUACUACACUGAUGACUUGCCUGUCCCUGUUGUAGGCAUGUCUUCUUCUGCGUUUGGCCAACGGACUAAGUCCAAAAAGAAAAGAGGGCACAAGGGGAAAAACUGUAUAAUUUCGUAGACUUUCCUUAUUUGCUUUGGGUACUGCUCUGCCAUACAUCUGUCACCAUUUAAAAUGCAACAACAACUGCUUGCUAUCAAAUGCUUUACAGUAGUUAAUUUACCAAGGUGUUUGUGUAAGACACAAGUUCUUAUACUAAUUCUUCAUAGGUGUCUAUAUGGCUUCUAUAGCAAUAAAACCUUAAAGUAAGAAAGUAUUUCAAAAUAAUGUAUAUUUAUGAAACACCAACUGAACUGUGUUUUGUAACAGGGCAGAUAUGAGUGUAUAUAUUGUAGAAUUUGAAAAACAACAACCAAAUGGCUAUUUUUUUAUACCCUUGCGUUAAUGACAUGCUUUGUACCAAAUGCCUAAAACAUUUAAUUAUUGGUUAAUGGUACAGAGACAUUUUGGGUGUCAGAAAUAUUAUGACAAAAUUUACUCUGACCCAAGCUCUUCAAAUGUGUUUUUUCUUCCAGGCUUGAGCACCGCUAACAUAAGAGAAACACUGAGUGUAUUAAAAGGCCUGGUUGAGUGGUGUAUUUAUGGUUCACUGUAUCGCAAGCAAAUCAUUGUAAUCUGUAUAAAUGUACAAACCGGAAUAUAAGGCUAAGAUAGAUGAUAAUUGUAAUAAAAAUAUCUAUAUAUCAA